UUAUGUCCGAAAGCACAGAAUGGAAUGCAACACCACUGACGCGGGUAACACCGAAUAUGGGAAAAUGGAAGAAAGCAAGUAACAAGUAUAAAUACAAGAUAAUCCAAACUGUUGAUAGAACCUCAUUUGGUUUUCUGUCUCAGAAAGACACUACAACGUAUUCACUAGAAAUCCGCAGUCGAAAAGUCAACCCUUCAAAAUGACAACAACAAACAAAACCAUCGUCCUAGUUACAGGAGCAAACCAAGGAAUCGGCCUCGAAACCGUUAAGAAACUCGCAAAAGAACAGCCCUCCUACCACAUCUUACUUGGGAGCCGCAAUCCCAAGUCCGGCUCAGAAGCCGCUGCAAAACUCAACGCAGAGAACGUAGAACCCAUCACUAUCGACGUCACGAGCGACGAAUCCAUCGCCGCCGCCGCAGCUUUAGUAGAGAAGAAAUUCGGACGCCUCGAUGUACUGAUCAACAACGCUGGGAUUGCCAUCGAUCACAAAUAUCAACCCGGACCAGGAUCCUCGAUUCGAGAAGUGAUGCGCGAGAACUACGACGUGAAUGUUUUUGGGGCGAUGCAAGUGUUCGAGACGUUCGUGCCGCUGCUAGAGAAAGCUGAGGUGCCGCGGGCGGUGUUUGUGACGAGUAUCCUGGGCUCGUUUGGGGAGAUGAUGGUUGAGGAUGAGUAUCCGAUUUAUCGGAGCACGAAGAGUGCGCUGAAUAUGGUGGUGAGGGUGUAUGCGGCGAGGUAUAGGGAGAAGGGGUGGAAAAUCAAUGUGACGUGUCCGGGGUUGGUGAGGACGAAUUUGAAUGGGUAUACUGAGCAUGGAGAGUCGGUUGAGGUUGGAGCGAUUAAUGCGGUGAGGUUGGCGACGGCGGGGAAGGAUGGAGAGACGGGUACUUAUAGUAAUAGGCAUGGACCGAUUCCAUGGUAGGAUUGAGGGGAUUAUAACAGACUCUAUUAACCAUU
Molecule: messenger RNA, 960 nt
Organism: Mollisia scopiformis
Lineage: Eukaryota; Fungi; Ascomycota; Leotiomycetes; Helotiales; Mollisiaceae
Product: short chain dehydrogenase
Exons: 2
Coding region: 200-925 (241 amino acids)
Source: RefSeq, a predicted model, not a curated record